AUGUACGUCGCAAUGAAAACGGAAACGUUCGCGAAAUUAUUCUUCCUUAUAAGUUUCACUGGUUUGAUUAUGUACGCCGUUUUAGCAUUCUAUACCUUUCAUACGGCCUACACGACCGUCGCUGAUCUCGAAAAAUAUAACCAGAACUACCCUAUUGCUGACAUGAACCCAAAAGUGGACAGAUUUUACACGGACUUGAAGUAUAUCCUCAUUUGGACAACUCCGGAGUAUUUUCAGAAUCCGCUAGGUGAAGGGCAAGGCCCAUUCGUCAAAUACGACUGCCCUUACUAUAACUGUUACUUGACAACGAAAAAAGAUCUCCUGAAUGGAGAUUACAAGAAUUUUGAUGCUGUGUUUAUGGAUAUAAAUCUGCUGAGAAAAUGGAAGAAAAUGACGUUACCAAGGUCAAGAUCUCAAACACAGAAGUACAUCUUCCAUGGUAUGAGGUCUUCGGACGAGACACCGAUCUGUACCAUCAAUGCGGACAACUACUUCAAUUGGACGUGGUCAUACAAACUGUCUUCAGACAUAGUGACCCCAUUUAUCGAAGUGCGAGAUUAUGAAGGGAAUCAAAUAGCACCAAGAGUCAAAGUCCAAUGGAAGAAGGAUAUGACCAAAAUUUCUGAUAUUGAGAAGGAAAAGAUGAAGACGAAAACGAAGGCUGUGGUUUGGGUCAUGAACAGUUGCAGCACAAGGACCAACAGGAUGGUUUUCGUCAAGCAACUGCGCGAUGCCUUACGGGAACACUCUUUGGAACUAGAUAUUUAUGGAUGUAAGAUGUUCACUUGUCCCGGGAACGAUUGCAUGAAGCUUGUGGAAAGAGAUUAUUAUUACUAUUUGGCUUAUGAAGAUAGUAACGCUGAAGAUUACGUAACUGAGGAGGUGCUGAAAGCGUACCAUCAUAAUGCUGUGCCGAUCGUGAAAGGUGGCGCUAAUUACAAACAGUUCCUCCCAGACGGGUCGUACCUCGACGCUUCAGUUAGUGAUCCUCGAAAAAUAGCAGCGGCAGUAGACCACAGCAUCAAAAACCUGGAAAUCUACUACGACUACCACAGAUGGAGGAACCAUUACACCAUCAAGAAGUCCGAAUAUUGGAAGGGACUGUGUCAACUCUGUGAGCUCCUGCAUUCUAAGGCGAACCUAGAAACUUACAGUUCUUAUGAUAAGUUUAGGACCUGGUGGUAUACCGAUCCGUUGAAGGAAAGGUGUUACCCCAAAGGUGCUGAGAGCAUGGUAGAUGUACUGUCGUAUUUGAAUAGCACUAAAAGGGUGAAGCGAACUGUUUCAGUUUGA
Molecule: messenger RNA, 1293 nt
Organism: Ostrinia furnacalis (Asian corn borer)
Lineage: Eukaryota; Metazoa; Arthropoda; Insecta; Lepidoptera; Crambidae
Product: alpha-(1,3)-fucosyltransferase C
Exons: 2
Coding region: 1-1293 (430 amino acids)
Cellular component (GO): membrane
Molecular function (GO): fucosyltransferase activity
Source: RefSeq, a predicted model, not a curated record